Coffea eugenioides is the source of this 1024-nucleotide messenger RNA. RefSeq names its product ferredoxin C 2, chloroplastic. The coding region runs from base 110 to 679 and encodes 189 amino acids. The record is from RefSeq and is a predicted model, not a curated record. The transcript has 6 exons. Gene Ontology annotation, molecular function: iron-sulfur cluster binding. Lineage: Eukaryota; Viridiplantae; Streptophyta; Magnoliopsida; Gentianales; Rubiaceae.
ACAUAAAUUUUCUCCCAAGCGUUACUAUAAGUUAGUCGACGUAACCGAGUUAUAACGUCCCGUUUUUCCGUUAAUUCGAGUGGACAGGAAAAGAGGCAGAUAACAAAACAUGUCCGCCAUCUCUUCUUCUCUCUUCUCCCGGCUACCGCCUAUCCACCGCCACCGACUUCACACCGCACCUCACCAAAAUUACCCCAAACACCGAUGCAGGAGCAGCAGCAGCAAAACGACGUCGGAGCUCCGAACGCCACCUGCUUCGGUCACCGGCCAAAACGGUAGCAGCAGUUGCUCCCCGUCAGUCCCGUCCCACAAGGUCACUGUUCAUGACCGCCAACGUGAUAUCGUUCACGAAUUCUUCGUCCCCGAGGACCAGUAUAUAUUGCAUACGGCUGAAUCGCAGAAUAUAAGUCUUCCAUUUGCUUGCAGGCACGGUUGUUGUACUAGCUGUGCUGUUCGCGUAAAAUCUGGGCAACUUAGACAGCCAGAGGCCCUCGGGAUAUCAGCGGAACUGAAAUCUAAGGGUUAUGCACUUCUUUGUGUGGGUUUCCCAUCAUCUGACCUUGAAGUUGAAACACAAGAUGAGGAUGAGGUGUAUUGGCUUCAAUUUGGAAGAUAUUUUGCCCGAGGACCUGUUGAAAGGGAUGACUAUGCCUUGGAGCUAGCCAUGGGAGAUGAAUAAGCUGUCUUCCAGUCCCUUUCGAAGCAAGGUUUGAUGGAAUGAGUGUGAAUGUACUAAUCUCUCGUCCCAAUUUUGAUGUAACAUAAUUAAGUUAGUUGGCCAUGAUAUAAGUUUCUUCUUCCCGGCCUGUUGUUUUGGAUAUGAACAUUAACCCUCGCGCAUCCUGAUCCAAUGAGAAACUUGAAGUUUUCUUGCUCCUGGUGCAGUCCUUUGUGUAGUCUAUGAUUCUAUGCCCGGUUGUCGUAUGUCAACUGCAUUUCACCUUCCGCCAGUGGACCUCCUUGUGAGUUAAAUGUAGAAGAUUGAUGUGCAUUCUAUAGCACUAGAGAAUUACUGUUGAUUUUA